ACUGGACGGUCCUGCUUCUGUCCCGGAGCGCUGAUUGGCUCGCCUUUGGACAGAAGAAGCGAGGGAAUGGAAUGUUGGGGAGUUCGACGUUCCAGAGAUACUUUGUUCCCUUUUGAUCUCCCACCACCGUGAUUGCGAACGACUCGCACGCAAGGGGAGAAGAAAGGCGAGACUCCCAGCGGGGCUUUUAUGGCAUGUGUGCUUCGAAGUAAAUCCCCCCCACACACACACCGAGUUCUGCAGGACUUAUUUCCACGUAAAUGUGCGCAGGCUUUUAAAAACAGAACCUCAGCCACGGAUUACCACCAAACUCUCUUCUUUGCUGCUGCUGAGCUGCGAGGGAGAUCUUUGGACUUGCGCCACCUCUGAAGAGUGGAUCCUUUUCUAGCGAGAGGCGGAUCCCGGGCAUCGGAAGAGCCUCUGGCCCGAUUGGGAGAGGAACCAGGAAAGUCACGAGGAGGUGACUAACCGAGAUGGUCGACCACCUGGCUAAUACUGAGAUUAACAGCCAACGCAUUGCUGCUGUGGAAAACUGCUUUGGAACAUCUGGCCAGCCGUUGGCGGUGCCAGGAAGAGUCCUCUUGGGGGAAGGGAUUUUGACCAAAGAGUGCCGGAAGAAAGCCAAGCCACGGAUCUUCUUCCUUUUCAACGACAUCCUUGUGUACGGGACCAUCGUGAUCAACAAAAGGAAGUACAGCUCCCAGCAUAUCAUUCCUCUUCACGAAGUCACCUUGGAAACUUUGCCGGAUACUUUGCAAAUGAAGAACCGCUGGAUGAUCAAGACAGCCAAAAAGUCCUUCGUCGUGUCUGCAGCUUCUCUGACAGAGAGGAAAGAGUGGAUCAGCCACCUCGAGGAGUGCAUCCGCCACUUGUUGUCCAAGACAGGCCAGCAGCCCCCCACGGAACAUGCCGCGCCCUGGAUCCCGGAUAAGGCCACCGACAUCUGCAUGCGCUGCACGCACACCAAGUUUUCCACUCUCACGCGGAGGCACCAUUGCCGGAAAUGCGGUUUCGUCGUGUGCGGAGACUGUUCCCGGCAAAGGUUUCUCAUGCCUCGGCUGUCCCCAAAGCCCUUGAGGGUUUGCAAUCUUUGCUACAGGCAGCUGAUGGCAGAAAAAAAGGAAACGGAAGACCGGCCGAAGCCCAUUCAUUCUCCUCUCGCCGGUUACGAUCCUUCCAGCGGAGAUGACAGUGACCGAUCUGACGAGGAUAAACUGGAACAGUGGCCGGCAGAGUCCGAGUUUUACACCUCAAAUGUACCUUGGUCGUCUUUCCAUAGAUGACCUCUGCAUGGCUUUUGUGGUUUUAGGGAACAUGUUCUUUCUUCCGAGGAGCUUAAAGCAGCGGUCCCCAACCUUUUUCGGACUGCAGACCGGUUGGGAGGGUGUGGGCUCCAUGCAUGGAGGGGUAGGGGCACCACCGU
This is a messenger RNA of Pogona vitticeps (central bearded dragon), 1423 nucleotides long. It is a transcript of the gene PLEKHF1, whose product is annotated as pleckstrin homology and FYVE domain containing 1. NCBI's taxonomy places the organism in Eukaryota, Metazoa, Chordata, Lepidosauria, Squamata, Agamidae. Gene Ontology annotation, biological process: endosome organization; positive regulation of autophagy; endosome to lysosome transport. The record is from RefSeq and is a predicted model, not a curated record. Gene Ontology annotation, cellular component: lysosome; early endosome. Gene Ontology annotation, molecular function: phosphatidylinositol binding; metal ion binding.